UGUCCUCGGACGUGCAGCCGGGUGAUGAAGCGGACCAGCUAACGUCCAGAGACCCGCUGGAGCGACAGACGCCGCCAGGACACGGCAUGACCGCCUGAACGCAGUUGAUCGAGACCUGGACACGUGGAGAGGUGGUAUUCAGUGGUAGACCCCGAGCGCCAGCGAGAAGUUGCUGCCAUGGAGCAUUUAUGAGCAGGAUCCAGCCAUCGCCGCACAUCAGCAGCGCCCCUACUGAGAAAACUACGUCCCUACACAACGGCGGCUGAAAGAGAAGCGGGGCUACACGACGCACUCUGCUUACAGAGGGCGGUGACCUAUCGGAGAAGCCCGGUUUCUUUGUCCGAUGUCCGCGGCCUGCCCGGUCCCUCGUGCACAAGGUUCCAUCUGAGUGGGAGAGGGCAACAAAAGACCAAAUGCCAUGGAUGUAUUUAACUUCACCUACUGGAAUGCCUCUGAAGGCAAUGACACAGAGGUUGUGGAGGAAAAUGAAAGGGCCUACAAGACUGUGGAGGUGGUGUUCAUCGUCUUGGUGGCUGGUUCCCUUAGCUUGGUCACAGUUAUUGGAAAUAUCCUAGUCAUGCUCUCCAUUAAAGUCAAUAGGAACUUACAGACUGUCAACAACUACUUUUUAUUCAGUCUCGCAUGUGCUGACCUAAUUAUUGGACUGUGCUCUAUGAACUUGUAUACAGUUUACAUAGUGAUAGGGUACUGGCCCCUUGGGCCAGUGGUGUGCGAUCUGUGGUUAGCUUUGGAUUAUGUGGUCAGCAAUGCAUCUGUCAUGAAUCUGCUCAUCAUAAGCUUUGACAGAUACUUCUGUGUCACCAAGCCCCUCAGCUACCCUGUCAAAAGGACCACCAAAAUGGCAGGAAUGAUGAUUGCUGCAGCCUGGGUUUUAUCCUUCAUCCUCUGGGCACCAGCCAUUCUCUUCUGGCAGUUCAUUGUUGGUGGGCGGACAGUGCCUGAGAAGGAGUGCUACAUCCAGUUCUUCUCCAAUGCGGCUGUCACUUUUGGCACAGCCAUCGCUGCUUUCUAUCUGCCUGUCAUCAUCAUGAUUGUGCUCUACUGGCAGAUAUCUAGAGCGAGCAAGUGUCGUGUGAAGAAGGACAACCGGAAGCCAUCAGGGCCCAACCCAGAGCCCCAGUCUCCCAACCAGGGGAGAAACAAUGCGGCUAAACCCAACAAUAACAACGUACAAGGGGGAGACCCGGAGCAGGAACAGACCCGGAGUGCCGGCGGCGUGGCUAACCAGCAUGACGGCAAACUGCAGAACGGUAAGGGACCAUCCUCAACGACCGGAGAGGGGGAGACAGAAGGCGAGGACGUGACAAGGGAGAACUGCACCCCAGGUGAGGAGAAGGAGAGCUCCAAUGACUCGACAUCUGGCAGCGUGGCCGCAUCUAACCAGAAGGACGAAGAGCUAGCACCCCCAAAGGCCAACUCCAGCACCGAGGCCAGCCAACCAGUCCCCCGUCACCGAGCAAAGGCGGGGGGCUCCAAGCUCACCUGCAUCAAGAUCAAGACCAAAUCGCCGAAAGGCGACUGCUACACUCCGUCCAACGCAACCGUUGAGAUUGUCCCGGCCACAGAGCGACAGAACCACGUUGCCCGGAAGAUUGUGAAGAUGACCAAGCAGCCACCCAACAAGAGGAAGAAGGUGCCACCAUCUCGGGAAAAGAAAGUGACCCGUACCAUCAUGGCCAUCCUGGUGGCUUUUGUGGCCACUUGGACCCCCUAUAACGUGAUGGUACUGAUCAACACCUUCUGUUCAAGUUGUAUCCCCAGCACAGUGUGGACUAUUGGCUACUGGCUGUGCUACAUUAACAGCACCAUUAACCCAGCCUGCUAUGCCCUGUGCAACGUCACAUUUAAAAAGACAUUUAAACACCUCCUCCUCUGCCAGUACAGAAACAUUAGGUCGGCCAGAUAA
Lampris incognitus (smalleye Pacific opah) is the source of this 1927-nucleotide messenger RNA. RefSeq names its product cholinergic receptor, muscarinic 2a (gene chrm2a). NCBI's taxonomy places the organism in Eukaryota, Metazoa, Chordata, Actinopteri, Lampriformes, Lampridae. The coding region runs from base 419 to 1927 and encodes 502 amino acids. The transcript is spliced from 4 exons. Gene Ontology annotation, biological process: adenylate cyclase-activating adrenergic receptor signaling pathway. Gene Ontology annotation, cellular component: plasma membrane. Gene Ontology annotation, molecular function: G protein-coupled acetylcholine receptor activity. The record is from RefSeq and is a predicted model, not a curated record.